AUGGCCACCACAACUGAAACCGUGACGGGAGCUCUUCCUCCCAUUUGGGGACAGAAGGCAGACCCGGCCGAAGAGUUGGUCGAGAAUGCUCUCAAGGUCAACACCAAGCCACUCUGGACGCAGAUGGCGCGGUUGAACCCUCCAGAGCCCAACCCCAAGUGUGUGCCGUUCAUUUGGCGAUACGACGAGGUCAGGCCGAGUCUCCUCAGGGCCGGAGAGAUAGUCACGGAGCAGCAAGCUGAGAGACGGGUGCUGAUGUUGGUAAAUCCCGCCAGAGAUGCCCCUUACACCACAGAUACACUGUACGCGGGUCUGCAGCUAGUAAUGCCCAAUGAAACUGCCCGCGCGCAUCGACACACGGCGUUCGCCAUGCGCUUCAUCAUCGAGGGCCAGGGCGGCUUUACCGCGGUGCACGGCAAACGCAUCACCAUGCAGCGCGGCGACGUCAUCCUCACGCCGACCUGGAACUGGCACGACCACGGUAAGGACGGGUCGGGCCCCAUGAUCUGGCUCGACGGGCUGGAUCUGCCAAACUUCAUCCACUUCCCUGUGCAUUUCGUCGAGCAUUUCAACCAGCCGAGAUACCCGGCCGAGGAUGUGGACUCGAACACGAGCCCGAUUGUGUAUCCGUGGACGGCGAUGCAGAAGAAGCUCGACGAGAAGAAGGGCGACUGGGCCGAGGAGGAUUAUUUGAAGGGGGACGGCAGACCAGUCUCCAAAAUCCUCGGCGGCUCCGCCGAACGUCUAAAUGCCGGCUGCACAUCACCCGCCGUGAGAGAGACCGCGUCGUCCGUCUACCACGUGGUGCAGGGCCAGGGAUCCAGCGACAUCAACGGGCAAAAGUUCCACUGGAAGCAGGGUGACACGUUCUGCGUGCCCUCCUGGAACAAGUACCAGCACACCGCUGCUGAAGGGUCAGAGCCAGUGUACCUCUACAGGUUCCACGAUAAGCCCAUGUUGAAGUCACUUGGCUUUUAUCGUGUCGAAGGGGUCGACGUUGAGAGCUUGGUGUCUGACUAA
Fonsecaea multimorphosa CBS 102226 is the source of this 1020-nucleotide messenger RNA. RefSeq lists its product as uncharacterized. NCBI's taxonomy places the organism in Eukaryota, Fungi, Ascomycota, Eurotiomycetes, Chaetothyriales, Herpotrichiellaceae. The transcript is spliced from 3 exons. The coding region runs from base 1 to 1020 and encodes 339 amino acids. The record is from RefSeq and is a predicted model, not a curated record. Gene Ontology annotation, molecular function: dioxygenase activity.